GCACCACAAUACAACACAACCCAAAGCCAAAAUAAAUAAAUAAAUCCCCCACACCAAAAACACCCCCAAAUUAACAAUCCAGCAUGGCAGUCAACGUGUUCGGAAAUCCGGUGACCGACGACACGGUUCGGCUCAUUUUUCCAAACAUUAUUAACCCCACGCCCGUGAACCGUGCUGAAGCGGCCCUUCACUACAUGAAUGCCGAGAAUAAAGCCGAUAACGCAAGCACUUUUGUGCACAACACCAAAGAGGCCUACGGCAACGGAACCUCUACGCUUGGAAUGUUUUACAAUGCCACCGGUGGGCCCCUCUACCUCCAACUCACUCACGACUGGGAAGGUAGCGUGUGGCGCUCUCCUAUCCCUCAGGUCGUCCAAAACGGCCAAUGGGCCGCAUUUCUACACGUCCGUUAUAACCUCAUGGGCGCGUCUAAGGCAGCUAUGGUCUACCGUGGCCAAAUCAAUAACGGGCUUAACCGCGAUUGGAUGAUAUGCUUCAACACGUCCCGUCGCCACUUCCAGAACCGCGUGUACGCGGAAAUCCGCGUGCAAGGCGGUUUCAAUUCCGUCAACUGGGGCACCAUCUCCAAUAAUAUGGAGAGGCAGGAGAAUAAUUUUACCGCUACCCAAAAUGGUGGCGCUGCUCGGGUGUCGAUUGGUUCGGGAAGUUCACCUGAGUUUGUGGGUAUAAUGACGUUAGAAGGUGUGACCCCGAGAGCUAUGGAGUUGGCCGAUAAUAUUAGUGCAAUCUCACCAUCGCUCGACUCCAAAUACGACGAGACUGAUGCCACUGCAGAGGGUGAAGAGGGUGACACACCAGCUGCUCCUACUACUGCUGCUGAUACUACUGCUCCUACUGCUACUACUACUGAGUAAUUGGGCUUUAUUGGAAUUAAUAAUUAAUUACUACUAUAUAUAUAUAUCCCCAAAUAAAAUAAUAACAAUAAUAAUAAUGAAAUAAAGCCAAGUGCAUGGCUAUUUGUUUGAAUUGCCUAAGUUGUUUAAAGGGGAGAUGGUAGUGUUGGGUGUGUUUGAUGAACAAUGUGGUUUGUGUUGUGUAAUUUCAAUCAUUGCUUGUGGUAAUAAAAUGUGAAGUGUUGUGUGUUGUAAUUGUUUAAGUUAUUUCUUUUUUCUUUUUCAUCUAAGAUUUGGGUUAGAUAUACCAUAUUUAAGGACAAAUUUUCUCAAUUUUGUCCGCCAUGCACACAAUUUCUGUAUUGGUAUCUCCUCGUAUAUUGAAUAAAUAAACGUGAUUUGAUACAUUGAAAAUAAAGAUUAAAU
This is a messenger RNA of Striga asiatica, 1280 nucleotides long. Lineage: Eukaryota; Viridiplantae; Streptophyta; Magnoliopsida; Lamiales; Orobanchaceae. The record is from the annotation of a GenBank genome assembly.